Molecule: messenger RNA, 2871 nt
Organism: Populus euphratica (Euphrates poplar)
Lineage: Eukaryota; Viridiplantae; Streptophyta; Magnoliopsida; Malpighiales; Salicaceae
Product: pentatricopeptide repeat-containing protein At5g01110-like
Exons: 3
Coding region: 128-2347 (739 amino acids)
Molecular function (GO): protein binding
Source: RefSeq, a predicted model, not a curated record
GGUUCAAAAUCGACUUUCUUGCAACUUCUUUUCCUCGACUUCGACAGUUUCCUCUUCUGUCAGAAUCUUCAAACUGAUGGACUGAGACGAAACCCUCGAGCAAAGUGCUAGUUAUACUUUCACAAAAAUGUAUCCUUUUCUACUUAAUCAAAAACACACUCUAACAAUCCUCAAAACCCACAAAAGAUAUAACUUUAUCACUCAUCUUCUAAAUCCUGCUUCUAAAUCUAGCUUUAGAUGUCUCCAAACAAUAGAAACCUCUCAAAACCCGUAUAAAGAACCAUUUUCUGCAGCAACAACCCUGCCUGAUUCUUUAUUGGUGGAGAAGAUCAUCUUCAAUUUAAAGCAUGGUAAUGUAAAUUCUCUGCUUUCUUAUCAACUUCGCUUGGACGCAUCAGUUGUUGUUGAUGUUUUACGUCGUUGUAAUGGUAAUUUGCAACUUGGUCAAAGGUUUAUUGAUUCGUUAGUGCUAAAUGGUUCAAACUUUAAGCAUUCAUCCGUUUCAUUGAGUGCAAUGGUUCAUGUUUUUGUUCGUAGUAGAAGAUUAUCUGAUGCACAAGCUUUGAUUCUUAGAAUGAUUAGGAGAAGUGGGGUUUCGAGGGUUGAGGUUGUUGAGGCUUUGGUAUCAUCGAUAUGUGGCAAUUGUGGGACUAAUAAUUUGGUUUUUGAUUUGUUGAUAAGAACGUAUGUGCAAGCUAGGAAGUUAAGGGAAGGGACUGAGGCGUUUAGAAUUUUGAGGAGUAAAGGGUAUUUGGUGUCUAUAAAUGCUUGCAAUAGUCUUCUUGGAGGGUUAGUGAAGAUAGACUGGGUUGAAUUGGCAUGGGAAGUGCAUAGGGAAGUUGUUAGAAGUGGGAUUGAAUUGAAUGUUUAUACAUUAAACAUUAUGGUCAAUGCUUUGUGUAAAGAUGGUAAAUUUGAUGAUGUCAAGUCAUUUUUAAGUGAGAUGGAGGGACAAGGGGUUUAUGCAGAUAUGGUGACUUGCAACACUUUAAUUGGUGCAUAUUGUCGUGAAGGACUUUUAGAAGAAGCUUUUGAGAUAAUGAACUCUAUGGCAGAUAAAGGUUUGAAACCGAGUCUUUUUACAUAUAAUGCUAUUAUAAAUGGUCUGUGUAAAAAGGGAAGAUAUGCUAGAGCAAAGGGAAUUUUGAUUGAGAUGCUGAACAUUGGGUUGAGUCCUGAUACCACAACGUAUAACACAUUGCUUGUUGAGAGCUGCAGAAGAGACAAUUUUUCUGAAGCCAAAGAAAUUUUUGGUGAAAUGUUACGUCAGGGUGUUGUUCCUGAUUUAGUAAGCUUUAGUUCCCUUAUUGCAGUUUUUUCAAGGAACAGACACCUUGAUCAGGCAUUGGUGUACUUUAGAGAUAUGAAGAAAUUUGGUUUGGUUCCAGAUAAUGUGAUUUACACUGUUCUUAUGCAUGGUUAUUGUAGAAAUGGCAAUAUGUUGGAGGCAUUGAAGAUACGGGAUGAAAUGCUGGAGCAGGGUUGUGUCUUGGAUGUGGUUGCAUACAAUACUAUAUUAAACGGGUUGUGCAAAGAAAAGAUGCUCACAGAUGCAGAUAAGCUGUUCGAUGAGAUGGUGGAAAGGGGUGCACUCCCUGAUUUUUACACUUUCACCACACUUAUUCAUGGCCAUUGUCAGGACGGGAAUAUGACUAAAGCACUAAGCUUGUUUGGGACAAUGACUCAAAGGAAUAUCAAACCAGAUAUCGUGGCAUACAAUACAUUGAUUGAUGGGUUUUGCAAGGUGGGUGAAAUGGAGAAAGCCAGUGAGUUAUGGGAUGGUAUGAUCUCUAGGAAGAUUUUCCCCAACCACAUUACAUACGGCAUAUUAAUAAACACGUAUUGUAGCGUGGGCCAUGUGUCUGAGGCCUUUAGAUUGUGGGAUGUGAUGAUUGAAAAGGGUAUUAAACCCACCCUUGUCACUUGUAACACUGUUAUAAAAGGCUACUGUCGGUCAGGUGAUUCAUUGAAGGCUGAUGAGUUCUUGGGCAGGAUGAUUGCUAAAGGAGUUGCUCCUGAUCAUAUUUCGUAUAACACCCUUAUUAAUGGUUUUGUGAGAGAAGAUAAUAUGGACAAAGCUUUUCUUUGGAUUAAUAAGAUGGAAAAAGAAGGUCUGUUGCCUGAUAUUAUCACGUAUAAUGUAGUUAUGAAUGGCUUCUGUAGGCAGGGUAGGAUGCAGGAGGCUGAGCUGGUCUUACAGAAAAUGACUGAGAAAGGGAUAAAUCCCGAUAGGUCCACAUACACAGCUUUGAUAAAUGGACACGUCACCCAGGACAACUUGAAUGAGGCAUUUCGAUUCCAUGAUGAAAUGCUUCGAAGAGGAUUUGUCCCUGAUGAUGUUUUUUAAUUUGAUCACCAUACUGCUGCCUCUCAUUGUUGAUAAAGGCCAUGAACCCUGGACAACUUGAGAGUUCAGUUUCAUGGUAAAAUGCUGCUAAGCAGAUCCAUUCCAGCAGACAAAUCCUUGUUAUUCAGUUCUUACAGCCUUUGUACUUGCUGGACUCAGUUGUCUCUUUGCCAGAGAUGCUCAGAGAGUUUAAAAAACAGAGGUUGAUUUCAUUUGUGUGAGGUGCUCCAUUUUUGUUCAAUCAUAGAUGCUCUUGACGAAGGUUUAAAGAGCCUUGUCUAUCAACUGUGAGCAAGGGUGUUAUCUAAACUCUUGGUGUUAAGUGUGAGCAUAGCUGAUAAAUUCCAUUAAAAAAACUAUUAUCUGCGGUGAAUUCAGAGUUAUGUGGAUGAGAACAAUGAAUUUACCACUUUACCCUUAAAAAAAAAGCCUUUUGGCUAGACUUUGAGGGCAUGGUUGUCUUUUUAGUGGGGGCAUUUUGGCAUUUUUAAUUGAUAGAGGGCACGAGAGGUGUUUACUUAAAA